GGCUUUGCGGCUACGCCACGGCGGCGGGGUCUUUUGACGCCGCUGCCGAAGACCUUGCAGAGGGCGCGGCUACUGCGAGGCCAGUCGAAGACCAGCCGCAUGCAGCCUGCUGCAAUCGCGGACAGCCAGAGCUGGCUAGACCAGAGCUUAAUGCCAGAAACCCGAUCUACGUGGCAGGAUAGUUUGAUGUUCCGCUCCUCCAUGGACUGGGGCUGGAUGUCCACUCAGCGGGACAACCUCGCGGAGUCCACGGUGUUUGAGGAAGAGGUCUCCUUCACACUCCUUCAGCAGCAUCUGGGGCGGCCGCCUUGCCAUAAUUGCAUUGCCAUGGUCUACGACAGGGACCUUGAGAGAGAAAGAGACCAGGCCGAGCAGGAGUUGCCUCCGCAGUUGAAGCCAAAGGUGCAAGAGCUGCUGGGCGAUAUCCGCGCGUUUCAGUACCCAAGACGGAGGAACAUCCAGCACGAGAUCAGAGAGAAGGAGAUUCGACCCCCGCCGCGGCAGACUCCCCCGCCAAGGACUCCUCGCAUGCUCGUGGAGGAGCUCUCUUCACAUGAUCCGAGCUGGAUGGAACAAAGUGUCUCAUCAUCCCUCACCAAGAGGGAUCUGUAG
Molecule: messenger RNA, 612 nt
Organism: Symbiodinium pilosum
Lineage: Eukaryota; Dinophyceae; Suessiales; Symbiodiniaceae
Source: the annotation of a GenBank genome assembly